Messenger RNA from Drosophila bipectinata, 909 nucleotides. RefSeq names its product Cuticular protein 67B (gene Cpr67B). The record is from RefSeq and is a predicted model, not a curated record. Lineage: Eukaryota; Metazoa; Arthropoda; Insecta; Diptera; Drosophilidae. Gene Ontology annotation, cellular component: chitin-based extracellular matrix. Gene Ontology annotation, molecular function: structural constituent of chitin-based larval cuticle.
AUGAAGUGCUUCAUCUUGGCUGCCCUGAUGCUGGCCACCCUGGCUAGCGGCGAGAACAUCUUCAAGAUUAACAUCACCCCCGAGGAGGCUCAACAGUUUCUGAACAGCGCCCAGCUGCGUGGCAUUGGCGACAUCGAGUAUGCCCCCAAGACCGGAGAGAAUCCUCUGCCGGAGGCCCGCAACGAGAAGGGCGAGUUCGUCUAUAUGGGCCGUGUGAUCGAGCAUCCCGAGGACUAUGUGGAGGAGCACUAUGAUGCCCAUCAGUACCACGGCCAGGACGGUCUGGGUCAGUUCGCCUACGGCUACAGGGACUGGAACCAGGGCAAGAACGAGAAGCGCGACGAGACCGGAAAGGUGACUGGCUCCUACAAGUAUGUCCAGCCACAUGGCCGCGACUUUAUUGCCAACUACUAUGCGGACAAGACCGGCUUCCAUGUGGAGGACAAUCGUCCGGCUCACCUGAAACAGCCCGCCACCAAGACCCCGGCCGUGCUCAAGGCCGAGGAGGAGCACUUCAGGCUGUGGGGCGAGCUGGCCGCCGCCGCUGGCCACAAUCCCGAUCCCUAUGCCGCCGAAUACCAGCAGGAGGGUCGCUACCAGCCCACCGAGCAGGAGCAACAGCCCUACGUGCACGAGGAGCCGCCAUAUGUCCCCGGACCCGAGGAGACCGGUGAGCCCAAGGGCUUCUUCUAUGCCUUCGACUACAAUGUGCCACUCCUCCGCAACAAGGAGGAGCGUGCCGAGCUGGAACGCCUGCGCGCCAUCAACAACAAGGAUGAGUAGGAUCCUUCGCCGGAAGGAUCUUGUACAGGAUGUUCUGUAGACAGUAGCCCUCAUCUAAGUAGCCCAAAAUAUUUAUUAAAUCACUCGCUAAAAAAAAUAAAUAUAAAUAACAGCUUCAAAAAUAUA